GAAUCAAUGCGUGUUUAGUGUGCUGCCCUGGUCCCCGGCAGUACAGAAUUUGUCACUCGCGAGAUGCGGUCACACUGCUUGCGGCAAACGAAAAACAUUCGACGCGCCUCAAUUGUUAAUCAUUUGCCCGAAAAUGCAUUUCAACUGCAAAAAACUUACGUGAAUAACUGAAAGGGAAAAAAUAUUUUCGAAACGUACGAUGUGAAAAUGUGUUAUGUGAAACUUAGCAGUUAAGCGCGGAUUGUAUGUAUUAUUUAAAUUUUUGUUUCAAUAUUUUCUACAAAAUAAUUAAAAAGAACUGAAAAAAAAUCGAAAAAAACAAGAAAAAGUGUUUGACACAGUGCAUAUUAAAACGAAAACAAAAACAAAGCGUAACGAAACGAGAAGGACCACAAAAAGAAAGAGAGCGAAAGAGGAAUUGGCGAGGCGGGAGCGAGAGAGAAAAAUGUCAACGUUCUUGAACAAUUUCUUCCCGGCAGAUACGGCUGCUAUGGAUCCAAUUUUCUUCUCGCCAACGAAUGGUAUACCGUCAGAGAGUAAACUCGCCACUUAUAUGAAUCGACAGAAUGUCGCCACACCGAGCGGUUAUGGGCUGAAUAACGGGUUCUCACUACUUAAUUUGGAUUCGCCCCUAAAUAAAAAGUCCCAGGUCACGCCGCAGUCGCCCGAGUUCAUUCCAACGCGCAUUGGCUCGACACCCAACUUCUACGCACCAUAUCACAACGCGCCCUUGCAAUUGAGUAAUGGGCUCAACGGCGUCAAUGGGUUAACAGCCGCCGCAGCAGCAGCAGCAGCAGCCGCAGUUCCCUCCUCCACGUCAUCGGCGUCCUCCGCCUCGGUGACCAUCAGCAAAACGGCCAACGGCGGCGCCUCCAUGCUCGCCCUGCAAAAGACCGCAUCCAUCGCCACUGUUAGCAUCGCACAACAGCAGCCACAGCAUCCACAGAAACAGCAACAGCAUCCGCCGUCGGUGGGCGGAGGAGCUGUGUCCGCCGCCUCCGCCCCCAUUGCCAUUAGUGGCGCACCACCGAAUCCCGCCGCAGCUCCGUUCGUUAGCAGCAUGUCCGCUCAGACGCCGCUCAAGGGAAGGGGCGCCAUGAUGCGCCAGGAAUCACCGACGGCAGCCAUGAUUUCGGGCGCAGGACCCGGUGAGAAGUCGCCACCGCACGGGAUGACGCCACACGGAGCAUCGCCCAUACCAUCAGCGCUGCCCACCAGCGUUCACCAGGAGAACGUUGGCGGCACCAUAUACUUUUAUCCGACUGCCAACGCACAGAACAGCCAGCCCGUCGUCAAUUCCAUGGUGGUGGACGGAACGCAUCCGGCCCUACACGGCGUAAGUGCUGUGGCACCGAUGAGUGCGGGGGUUCCGGCGGCCAUGAUGUACACGGGACAUGUGUAUCCGGGACCGUCCUCCAACGUGGUCACCAUGCAGCCAAAGACGCUGCUGGAGUCGGCCUUUUUUAUGCCCGACGAGAUGCGCACCGAAGUCCUUGCCCGCAACGAGAUCUCUAACCUGAUCAUGGACGCAGCGGAGGCUGCGCAGCACGCCCUGCCGCUGGAGGUGGAGAACUACCAUGCGUUGUAUCCCCUGGAACCGCCGGCGCAGCCGAUGCACGCCAAGCUCACGUUCCCCGCCAGCACCUAUAGGGCCACGCACAACACGACGGGCUACAAGUACUGCCUGCGAAGGAUACAUGGCUUCCGCCUGCAGUCAACCAAGUGCAUGACGCUGGUGGAGAUGUGGAAGAAGCUGCAGCACACGAAUGUGGUACAACUGCGUGAGGUGUUCACGACGAAAGCAUUUGGUGAUAACUCUUUAGUAUUAGUGUACGACUACCAUCCCGGCUCACAAACAUUACUGGCCAAAUACUUCACUCCGGCUCCAGAGACCAACGGGUACACUGAUCCAUUCCAAGGCGAGGCCCGCCCCUUCAGUCAUAAGAGUAACAUGCAGCGGACGAGCAAUGGACCCCUGCUACCGGAGGCCACCAUCUGGUCGAUCAUCAUGCAGCUGACCGCCGGCCUAAAAGCCAUCCACCAUGCCGGUCUUGCAUGCAAAGUUCUUGAUCCCACAAAGAUCAUAGUGACGGGCAAGCGUGUACGGUUCAGCUCAUGCUGCAUCUCGGAUAUAACGCAAUUCGAUCCGAAUGCAGCCAAUCCUUUGGCCCUGGUUAAUAUGCAUCAGCAGGACGAUCUGACCGCUCUGGGUCGCUUAGUAUUAGCUUUGGCCUGCCGCUGCCUUCAAUCCGUGCAACGCGACAACGUCCAGUCGAGCAUCGAUAUGGUCACGCGAAACUACUCCACCGAUCUUCGUAACUUCAUUGUUUACCUCUUCACCACCAAUAACCGUCGCUCGGUAACCGACCUGAUGCCAAUGAUUGGUGCCCGCUUCUAUACGCAACUGGAUGCCCUGCAGAGCAAAAUUGAUAUGCAGGAGGACGAGUUGGCCAAGGAGAUGGAGAACGGCCGAUUAUAUCGCAUAUUGGUCAAACUAAACAGCAUCAACGAGCGACCCGACUUUAAUCUGGACUGCACUUGGUCCGAGACUGGUGAUAGAUACAUGUUGAAAUUAUUCCGUGAUUAUUUGUUCCAUUCCGUCACUGAGGAUGGCCGGCCCUGGCUAGAUCACGCACACAUUGUACAAUGCCUCAACAAGCUGGAUGCUGGCUCCAUAGAGCGCGUGCAACUGAUGUCCCGCGACGAGCAAUCGGUACUCAUCGUCUCCUAUGCUGAACUCAAGAAUUGUCUGGAGAACGCCUUCUCCGAACUGAUGUCAAGCGCGGCCAACUGAGCAACUCGAGGGAAAAUAAACAACAAACAAACAGAAAAACACGCGCAGCUCACUUAGCCACCCUCCGCACGACCACAAAACGACUACGAUUUAACGGAUUAGCUACUAAGUGAAACAUUCAUUACGACUAAGACAUUUUGAGAACCAUAAACAAGUAAAAUACGAAGAUGUUUAUUGUUAAGCCAAACAGAAAAAGAAACGUAAAACAAAAAAAAAAAAAAAAAAAAAUGAAAACCGAUAUCCAAUGUUAUGUUAGCUUUUAACUAAAUUUUAGGCAUUUAAAACAAUACAAAAGGAAACAACAACAAAAAUAAACCAACAACUUUUUGAAAACGAAAUCUCUCCAAAAGAAAAAGCAAAACACAAAAAAAUGCAAACAUUACAAAGAAAAAAAACAAGAAAAAACGAACUAAAAGCUAAAAAAAUUUGAAAAAUUUGUUAAAAAAUGCAAAAAAUACAUAAAAAAAGGAAAAAAGAAAUCACGCAAAACAGCCGAAAAAACAUGGAUCUAUUUUUACAGAGCUAAGAGAGGAUGAAAGUAUUUAUAAAUAUGUAUUAAAAAUCGAAAGAAAAAAAUUGUAAAAUUUUGCAACAAUAAAUAACUGUAAUGACAAACAAUUGCAACAGUGCAGCAAAUCGUUGAGCAACAACAAAAAAAGAAAAAUUCAAUGCAGAGUAGAUGGAUAGGAUUAUGAGAAACGUAGAGAAACUAAGAAAGUCAACAAGGAACCACAUCAAAUGUUUAAAAAGCAUGUCUGACAAUGAUCGCCUGCCUCUUCUCCCCAACAGUAAACAAAAAAAUAUAUGGAAAAGAAGUUACGAAGCCUAAAAGAAUUGGAUAGGAACGAAAAGCGAAAGGCGCAGACGAGCUAGAACGACAGCCGCGAACGUUUUUUAUUUUUCAAACUGUAUUUUUUAUAGCGAAAUAUUUUAAAAUGGAAAAAACACAAAUUUUCUAAAUACAAUUUAAAAUGUUUACAAAACCCAAAAAACGAAAUGAGAAGAAAUGAGAAACUAUGUAUUUGUAAAGAAAAUGUAAAUGUUGGUUCAUGGAACAUGCAAAGCGACGCACAGCGCGACUCUAGAAAGUAGCUCAACGAGAUACUCAAAUCUUAAUGAAAACUAAAACUGAAAACUCUAAAAAAAACUGAAACUGAAACCGAUACCGAAAUCGCAACUAAAAUCGAAAAGAAAUUGUCUAGGCCAAUAGCGUGAUAUGUACAUACAUCCAUUUUGAAAGAGUCUGCGACACGCAAUAUCUACAUUCGAACCAUUUGUGUUGGUCCAUAUUAAGAUACGCUCUCACAUGCCGAUCAAUGAUCCAAGUGCAUAUAUGUGUAUUGCCACGCACGCGCUGAACAUCCGAGUACAAUAUUUUGCUAAUGAAAGUCUGUCUCUAGUUGUAAAACUCCUCCCCGCUAUAUUCCAAUCCAAUCCAGAAGUCGCGUUGCGCCUGCGCGGCCGCAUAUCUCCCAACCGAAGAUGGAAAGCCUAUCAAGAUCGAGUCGAGAC
This is a messenger RNA of Drosophila erecta, 4306 nucleotides long. It is a transcript of the gene PAN3, whose product is annotated as PAN2-PAN3 deadenylation complex subunit PAN3. The record is from RefSeq and is a predicted model, not a curated record. The transcript is spliced from 14 exons. Gene Ontology annotation, molecular function: poly(A) binding. Gene Ontology annotation, biological process: nuclear-transcribed mRNA poly(A) tail shortening; mRNA processing. The coding region runs from base 446 to 2794 and encodes 782 amino acids. Gene Ontology annotation, cellular component: PAN complex; P-body. Lineage: Eukaryota; Metazoa; Arthropoda; Insecta; Diptera; Drosophilidae.